UGCCCUCCAGAAACCAGGAAGGGAAUUGAGUUGAUCUGCUGCUGCUUGGUUAGCGCAUACGGGGGCUUUAAGCCUGCACAACAGUGACAGAGGCUGGGAGAAGGGAGAGAGAGCCACAGAGAGAGAGAGAGAGAGCGCUCCGGAGUGGAGGAGAGCGGAGGGCUGCGCUAAUCCUACAACAAGCAGCACCACGGCCAUCGCAGGUGCCGCUUUGGACCACACGGGCAUAGUUGGCUCAAGCAAAUCCCACCAAGAGGUUAAACUAGGACGCCAUAUGUGUUGAGUACGUAAGUGUGCACACACGCACGCAUGUGUGUGCGUCUGUGUUACCAACAAUAGAUUCCAAGGGAAUUGCAGGGGACUUCAGUGGCUGUGGGCUGGUCCAAGACACCACCCAUCAAUUUGGCGACAGGCAGAGAGACGGACGGCAGGACGGAUACACGGGUGGGGCCUGUGCUAGGCGGCUCGGCGGCAGGCUGGUGGAAGAUGUCGUCCGGAGCCGGCGGGAGGGGAGGAAGGCGGCUCAGGGGAACGUCGGGCGGCGGAGGCCGAGGAGUCGCCGGGGAGGCCGAAGAGGGCCCCGUGGGGAUCCCCUUCCCCGAGCACAGCGCCGACAUCCUGGGCAGCCUCAACAAGCAGCGGCUGAGCGGGUUGCUCUGCGACGUUCUGCUGAUCACGCAGGAGCGGGAGUUCCCAGCGCACCGCUCCGUCCUGGCGUCCUGCAGCUCCUACUUCCACAAGUUGUUCACGUCGGGAGCGGCCGCCGACCAACGCAACGUCUACAACAUCGACUUUGUGGCGGCGGAGGCGCUCGGAGCGCUGCUGGACUUUGCCUACACGGCCACGCUGACCGUCAGCCACAGCAGCGUGGCCGACAUCCUCGCCGCCGCACGCCUCCUGGAGAUCCCGCCCGUUCAGGAUGUCUGCACACACCUGCUGGACACCAAAGUGCUCUCCCCGCCGGCGGGUAGUGAGCAAAGAAAUGAGGAUGAGGAGAGGGGCAGAGGAGGAGGCGAGCAGGGAAACCAGGUGCUGGCCCGGGAGUUCCUGGAGUACUUCCAGAGAGGGGCGCACUGGGGCAGCAGCUGCAGCACGCCAGAGCUCAGGGACCUGCCCACGCACCUGCACUUUAACCACGGCAACGGCGGGACCCCCAGCAACGGAGCGCCCGGUGGCCCCGGUGAGUACUACUCCCCCCUGGCCCUGGCUUUGGCUCAGGCCCCCAUCCACGAGCCAGAAGAGGAAGAGGACGAGGAAGAGGACGACGAGGACGGAGAAACGGUGCAGGGCAACGGAAUAAACCUCGGGUCAUUUUACUGCCCUCCCUCCCAGAACGGGCACUUCUACCUCCCCCCCGAGGCGCGGCCGGGGCUCGAGGCCCCCGAGACGGAAGAUAGCGCCCUACAGCUGAUAGCUAGGGAGAGGGGCUCGGCCAGCGCCCUCUUGCAGCAGAUGAUGGACUCCAUCGAGAGGCAGAAGCAGCGCGGGGCGGCCGGGGAAGAUCCGGGCGACGGGGACGACCCCGAUAUGGAAUUUUACUACAAUUACUUUAACAGCACUCAGCUUGAGGACACGCCUUCCACCGGCGUGACGUCGAGCGGUACGCCGCUCUGGUUGUCAAGAAGCAACUCCGGUCACGACAGAGUGGGCGGAGGGGAAAGAGGGGUCGGCGAGAGGGGCGGCGGCGGCGAGAGGAAGAUGCGCUCCAAGGCCUUUCAGAAGUGUCCCAUAUGCUCCAAGGUCAUCCAAGGAGCCGGCAAGCUGCCCCGCCACAUCCGAACACACACGGGGGAGAAACCCUAUGAGUGCACCAUCUGCAAAGUGCGCUUUACCAGGCAAGACAAGCUCAAGGUUCACAUGCGGAAGCAUACGGGAGAGAAGCCUUACCUCUGUACGCAAUGCGGGGCCGCCUUUGCUCACAACUACGACCUGAAGAACCAUAUGCGCGUUCACACCGGCCUGCGCCCCUACCAGUGCUCCAGCUGCUUCAAGACUUUUGUACGCUCAGACCACCUGCACCGCCACCUCAAGAAGGACGGCUGCAACGGCAUCCCGUCCCGCCGGGGCCGAAAGCCUCGGAUGCGAGAACCCGGGCUCCUGGAUGCCCCCAUGGGUCUGCUGAGCCCCGGCUCAGACACUAGCCUGGAGCCUCACAUCAUCAAGGAACAGCAGCUCUCGGAAGCUCUCAAGUCUGAGGUGGAGGGGGCCCGCGCACACAGCCCACAGCUCGCAGGGGGGGGCACACCCUGAGACAAAACCCUUAAGAAAUAGACGGACGGACGGUCACCAUCACAACGUCACUCUGCUCCGCACAGGAGGAAAAAUACAGACUUCAAAAGGAUAUAUAGAUAUAUAAAAGCUAACUAUGGCUCUAUACAACCAAAUCAGGGUGUCACAAAAGUUUGAAUCUUAACAUUUCUUUCUCCUUUUACUUUGGGAAAAACAAAGUAGACUUGAAAGCACUUGAGUCGGUUUAAAGAGCAACCAACGCUUCAAAUCACACACCCGCGACGUGUCCACUUUCUGGGCCAUUUUUUUCUUAUCAAUAAUAAUCGGGGGUUUUAUACAUUGGCGUCAUGUAUAAAGGACACUAAGAAACUAUGCAGUUGAUUUUAGGUUUUUAUUAUCGGGUGAGCUCUGAGCAAAGGUGUCUGAGCUCCUUCCGACAGCCGUACGGGUGAAGCGAGGACAAAUCUUUCCCAGAGAAAACAGCUUUUCUUUUUUUUUUUUUUUUUAUUCUUUUGCAGGUUUAGAGAUGUACAGUUACCAUAGAAACAACGUUGCCAUAAUAUGGCAUAUGCAAGGAAAACUCACCACACUUGUGAUGCAACAUGCUCACUCGCUUGCUCUCUCACUCUCUCGCUCUCCAAAUGCUCCAGAAAGAGUCCUAGACAAGGGUUUGAUUGAAGUGUUACUUACUCGAUAAGAAAAAUGCGUUUUGUCUUAGAACGAGUCAAAUCCACAUGGGUGGAGGCUCCAGGUUGCAGGACGAGGGAGUACGAGGCUGGCUGUUUUUAAAACGCUACCACUGCCCUCCGACCUCUGUAAUUUAAGUUUUCCUGUCUUAAUUUGAUUUUUAUUAGUUGACUGGGUACUUGACACUUUAUAAUAAUGUAUACAUGUGUAUAUACAGCAUGGGCCGAUGAUGACAUCCCCUGUUAACUGGCUUUUUCUGACGGGGGGGGGGGGCUGGACGUCGUGUUUCUCACAGCGUCGGCAAACAAACCGUAUGAAUGUUUGUUGAGCAUAGCGUCACCAGAGUGAGGGGAGGGGAAAAAAAACACUUGAUAGAUCCUGUCUGAAAAUGAUUGAAAUGAUUGCUUGUGCUUUGCUUUGUGCAGCAUGUCCUUGUGUGACAAGGUGCAGGUUUAAGGAACAAACAGGGAGACCAAAUGAGACUGAUGAAGAGAAAAGAUGAGCACCUUUUUUUUUCUUCCUUUCUCUCUUUGUAUAAUUGAACUAAAGACAUCCAAUAGAAAGGUCGAGGGAUAUUGAAAGAUUUUUUUUUUUUAUUUUCUGUUGGAAAUAUUUUUCUUUUCACAACCUGGACCAUUUAGAGAGCGGUAUAAAUACCUGCCCCGUGUUAGGAAGGCCAAACAGAAAUGCAGCUGCUUCACAGGAGGAAAGGGGAAGGGAGGCGGAUCUCGCCGUGUCUGAUGCAUUCCAAAAAAAUAAUCUCCCCCAGCUCAGCCACGUUUCCAUGCAGGCGGAGGGUGGGGGAUCGGAUCACGCCUCUCCCCCCCCCUCUCUUUCCCCUCCCCUCUGUGGACCUCUAAUGCCCUUAAGGGACACGAUUAUUAUAAUCGAGCCUGGUGUUACCGUGGGUGCAUGCAUGUGUCGGUGUGUGCGUGGCAGCAAGGGUCCCUCUGGCCACAUCACCAGUGUGUGAGUCAGCCCCAGCCUGUUCAAACAUGCACCUUGAGCUGUCAGCCUCAGCACACUUCCCCAGCCGGCUCUGCUAAAAGUCACGUUUCCACCGAGCAGUCCGCCUCACUGCACCGUGGUACGGUUUCGAUCGCUCGUGAGGUAACGCAGGUGAACGCCAACAAUUGUCUGAGCAGUGACUUGAGUUCCACUCUACAAAGCAAACUUUCUUUGCUUGCACAAGGGUGUUGGAAAAUUGUACUGCUGGGUGGAAACAAGCCAAAGACAAAUCGAUUUUAUUUUUUUUAAAUUUGACAAUGGGAGCAAUCAAUUAUUUUGUUAAAAAAGUUUUUUAAUUGGAUGGGGGAAUCGGAAUCUUCUGAAUGCUUUGUUUCCUGUAGCUGACGUCAUGUUUUUACAUCUUUCAACCACAAACUAGUUGAGCCUGAUUCAACAGUACACUCCAUUUUGGCAGAUUUGUUCACGCCGAUCCAUUUUUCUGCCCAUCCCCGGCCCGAUACAAGGUCAUCUCUGCUGUAACACCUCUCCCUGUCUUUAAUUGCACCUUAAUCAGAACGAGGCAGGAUCCAAAAGCACUUUGUUACAACACAAGGGCACUUUUGUUAACAAAACGGGUACUUCAAGAGAGAGAGAGAAAAAAAAAAAAGUAAGUUGCAAACGAGAUUGGCCCCUUUCGUCUCACGGCGGUGGAAAAUAAAAGCCCUUCUUUUUUCUUUGUUUUGUUUUCAGAUUUAACAACAAGCUGCCAAACAAAAAAAAGUUGCGCUCCAGAAAAAAAACUCAAUAAAAAGAUGUAUGAAAAUGUAACUGAUUGCACUUGAAGUUAGCUGUUAGCGAGCUGUCGAAAUCUCUUUAGUAGACGGAGAGCGGUGUGUGUUUGUGUGAGUAUGCAUUGCCUUCUGGUGGACUGGAGGGUCUGGGGACAAGCUUGUGUAAACAAACGUUGCCCCAUCUGUUCCCCAGCUUCCCUCCGAAGCGUGCGACCAUAACGGGCCCCAAUGUUGUAAAACACCUCAUCGGACAGUCGCUUGUUUACUUCACAGCUCUCUUGGCGCACAUUUGCAUAAAUCUCGGUUUACCCUCGCUGGUCAUUGUCGGCGGCUGUCCGGGUCUUGGGAGUGUACUUUUGAGUUAGUCCCCAAUCUCGUAAAACAACAAACAAACAAAAAGCAACCUGAUGUCUGUAUACUGUCUUGAAUAGGGACCCUAAACCAGUUUUGUUCCUUAACCUUUGAGCCAUCUAAACCUGUGUAACUUUGGACCUUUAUAUUUCUUCUCGUCUUGGGGUGCUUUCACACCUGCUUACGUUCCUAAGUCAAUUUUAAUCCGAAUUGAAACCGUCAAAUCAAUGAAUCAGGUCCUGAGUGCGUUAAUGUUGGAUGUGGGCAGAGUCUAUUAGGCCUUCAGUGCCAGAAAGGUGGCAGUAAACCAGUGUCUUGUUUGGGAUUUCAAACCUGAUAGCACCAAAGGUUGGUGCUUCAGCUGAGCGUAGCGCAAACGUUUGCACUAAUUGUCAAUGUUCUUGUCCUGCUGGUGAGAGACGGCUUCAGAAAGGCCACAUGGGUGGACCUGGGUCGGUCCUGCCCCAUAGAAGUGAUCUUGUAUAGUCUAUAUGUAAUAUACGUUGACUAAUACCAAAGGAGAGUCAAGAUAUUUUAAGAUGUACCAAUUAAAUUGUUGGGUUUGAAACCUCGGUGAAUCCAACUUGCACGGUUCCCUUUGUGAAAGGUUCCACAUUUUGGCCUCAUUAGAAAUAUUUGGGCCGGUUUUUACGGUGUGCAAAGAUAUGGGACACACAGAUGAGAGUUAUGGAUUUUCAGUCCAACUGAUGAAUCAAUUUGACUUUUUAUUCAAUGAUAAGACUUUAUUUGUUCCAUCGCUCUGUGAUUGUGCUGACUGUGCGAUUUUGCAAUGUGGAGCUCCGGCUCGCUCCCACCAGGUGAGCCUUACGUGGGUGGGCCCUGUUUGACCAAACUCGCGUCUCGUUUUAGUUUUGUUUUUCUCCGCCCCGUGCUUUCAGACCAAACGCUACGAGCUGACGCUAAUUGUGCGGCUAUUUAAGCUUUACUUGAAUUAAUUUAUUGUUUUUAUUCUUACCUUGUUCAAAACUGAAGAGUUCUGCAGCCAAUGUAUCCAUCCUAACCUCUCUGAUUCUCGAGUGUUUUUUUCCAAAUGGACCUUGACGUCUGUUUUUGUCGUUUUCUCUUUAUCAAAGACUUUUUGCUGAAUAUAUCUGAUUAAGCCAUAAAACAAGACCAACAACCACAAUAAAGAUUGUUUUAUUUUAUUUUGAAAGCGAGAUGGGGUGACUGUUAUGGAGCUUUGUGGUGGCAGACACCAGGAGGGACCGGCUCAGGGGCGGCGACUCUUUUGCUUUGUCAUUGUGCUUUCGUAGAUGAUUGGUAUUUGAGUUUUUCUCGUCUAGCUUGGAAUGCAAGUGUGGCACUUACCUAAGCUCCGAAAUAAAAAAAAAGCAAAAGAGGGCUAAACACCAGUCUUAACGAAAGAUGAGCCUAAACGUGGACCAUUUGUACCUCCUGGUUCUCGGCAUGUACAUGUUGGAGGCAGAGCCAUUACGGGUGGGGGGUGGGUUGGGGGUUAAGUCGUAAUGUUUUCAGGGUCAGGGUAGCACGUAAACUUUUAAGAAGGUGUGGCCAAAAAAAAAAAAAAAAAAAAACGUCCAGAAGAUGCGGAAUGUUGCGGGUCUCCUUUUUGCCUCUUUUUUGCAAGUACUUCUCAGGUGGAAACAAAACACUGCUAUGCAUUGGCUGUCUAUGUUCGUGUCUCAUACCAUGCUCGUCAUGUCGCCUCGCUAAUUAGCCGACAAAAAUACAAGGCUGGGCUCAUUGCGAAAGUCUGAUGUUGAUUUCAUAACUUGUUUGGAGGGAGACAUCUCAUGAGUUUCAGUUUUGAAGAGUAGCACCAGGUAGUGGAGCCCUGCGUCAUGCAGCAAACAUUCCAUAACUUCAUACUGUGAUUCCCCCUCUUUCAUAUUCCGCACACGUGACGACUUAGCUUUUUUUUUUUUCCACUUCCUCAAGCUUUUGCGAUUGUAAACAUUAGCACUUUGCGAUAAAAGGCCAUUGUGUGUUUCGAUGAUGUCCUUUUUUUUUUUGUGGCUUCGAUGAUGCUGUUUCACUUCCUGUUGUGAGAAUUACACUUGAAUUGUUCGGUGGAAGAUGGACGCCAUAUUGGAUGCCCUUUGCUUGCUUGCUUUUUUGUUUUUUAAGGAGAAACAUGAUUGGUUCUCAUUUCGGGAGACUCUUUUGAAAGCUGUGUUUAAUGUCAUGUGUAAUACGGGAGUGGGCCAGAGCAUUUGAUGCAAUCCUAAAAACAAACGCAACCUCAGUCUUUAGGAAAAGGUUCGCCACCCCCAAUGUACAGUACAAGGCUGGAUCAGGUAUCCAUCUUGAGCACUUAUUUUUUAUUUUUGCAAAUCAGCGCAAUGUAAUUGCAGUCCCGUGGGAAGAAAGGUAUUGAUCAGAACAUAACCUGGGAGAUUAAUAGAGAUAAUAGGCUAUUUAUUUUGAGCAUUGUUCGUGAGGUUUCUGAAGUGGCCUAUUAGCUGUCACAUUUCUUAACAUGGAGAUUUGAAAUUGUAAACGCAAGAGUCACAUCAGGCAACAAAAUAUAUGGCCAUGCAAUAUCGGAAUCAAAAUUGUAUGAUAAAGGGGAUAGAAAAAUUUGGGGGGGAAUAUUUCAAUUGAUUUCACGUGUAUUUUGUUUGCUAAGUGUGACUCUUGUUUCUUUAGUUCGCUCCACUUGUUUAUGAAGCUUCAAGCAGGUGAAUUGUUUUGGGGAGAAUUUGCACUUUCUGAUUAUGAGAAAAAAAAAUGUAUAUGAGACCACUACAUCCACACCAUCAAAAAUCAUGUAAUUCCAUGUUCUUUUUUUUGUUUUUUAAUAUAUCCUAAAAUGUCUGGCAUCUGGUUGUCUGGUUUAAAGAAUAUACAAAUCUUUCUAUUAAAAAGAAAAACAAUGGUUGCAAA
Syngnathus acus (greater pipefish) is the source of this 7874-nucleotide messenger RNA. It is a transcript of the gene zbtb7a, whose product is annotated as zinc finger and BTB domain containing 7a. The coding region runs from base 487 to 2250 and encodes 587 amino acids. Gene Ontology annotation, molecular function: DNA-binding transcription factor activity, RNA polymerase II-specific; RNA polymerase II cis-regulatory region sequence-specific DNA binding; protein binding. Gene Ontology annotation, biological process: regulation of transcription by RNA polymerase II. The record is from RefSeq and is a predicted model, not a curated record. NCBI's taxonomy places the organism in Eukaryota, Metazoa, Chordata, Actinopteri, Syngnathiformes, Syngnathidae. The transcript has 5 exons.